GUUACCCCACACGGUUUCUUAUUCCCACUAAAACAACGAGAAAAAAAACCUAUACGCGUAUUAAUGGCAUUAGAACUGUAUUUAAAAAAAUCGCGGUACGUGAUUGGUCGACUUCGUCUCCAUAGCCCAAUGGAUUAGAAAUGUCAAAAUUUAGCGGGAAAACUGCUUUGAAUUGUCAAACUCUAUUUAAUUAUUUCUUUUGAGUGUGUAAGUGUGUGUAUGUGUGUAGCAUGAAAUAAUAAAAUCAAAGAACUAUAAUUAAUACUAUUUGUCUUUCACAAUUAUAAUUUUUAUUUCAUAAAAUAAAUUGAAAUCGUGAACGUGCAUCUUUUGUGUAAGACCCCGAAGUGAAUCUGUGUUUUCUUUGGAUUUUCUCCAGCCUCAGAACAGAAAAUGUGGUGGCUACUGAAAUUUUCGAUUGUGCUACAAUGUGUCAGUUCUGUUCAAAUCAUAAACAUGAGGGUACCAGACAUAAUUCAGUACGGAACCAAGGACAAGGUCACAUUGGACUGUGACUACGUUACCAGUAACGUCACAGGCUUAGUCGUGAAAUGGUUCUAUAUGGACCGAUCCACUAGUAUAUAUCAAUGGAUUCCACCUCAGAAACCUCAAGCUCUGGGGAUGUUUAAAGAUAAGCUAGACCUAACAUACAAAGUGUCCCACAAUCCGUACACACAGCACCGAGCUCUGAGGAUCAUCAAACUAGAUCCUGAGUUAACCGGGAACUAUACGUGCGUGAUCUCAACCUUCCUGGCUGAAGACGAAAAGACGAAACCUAUGACUAUAUUUGUUCCAGAGAGAAAAUUCGACAUGAUACAAGAUCGCCUAGACGAGGACUAUUUGAAUAUCAUAUGCGCCGUAGAAGGAGUCUAUCCGAAGCCCGAACUCAACAUACUAGUUGGAAACAGGCUACUAAUAGACACGAAGUCAUCGAUCAAUUUGAUAGACGGACGUUACACGGCUCUGACCACCGCCGUCGUGAACGUGAACUCGCUCCCGACAACUGUGGAGCUGCUGUGUGAGAUGCAAGUACCGCUGGCCAACUACUACAGCAAGAAGAGGGAUCUGUUCUAUAGAGAUCCGCCGACAACAACUUCGGAAUCACCUAACUCGGCCCCCGCACAGAGCGACGAUGGUAACUAUGAUAUUAACGUAUACCAGAACUCACCCAUAUAA
Molecule: messenger RNA, 1176 nt
Organism: Bombyx mandarina (wild silkworm)
Lineage: Eukaryota; Metazoa; Arthropoda; Insecta; Lepidoptera; Bombycidae
Source: RefSeq, a predicted model, not a curated record